Aplysia californica (California sea hare) is the source of this 2141-nucleotide messenger RNA. RefSeq names its product HAUS augmin-like complex subunit 4. NCBI's taxonomy places the organism in Eukaryota, Metazoa, Mollusca, Gastropoda, Aplysiida, Aplysiidae. Gene Ontology annotation, molecular function: microtubule minus-end binding. The transcript is spliced from 9 exons. The record is from RefSeq and is a predicted model, not a curated record. Gene Ontology annotation, biological process: centrosome cycle; spindle assembly. Bases 211 to 1365 code for a protein of 384 amino acids. Gene Ontology annotation, cellular component: HAUS complex.
GCUAGCCUACCGUUUCCUUGUCAUUUGAUUUUGAUUUGAUUGUUUUGACUUGAAUUGAACGUGUCUUCAAUUUCUGUCUUCCAGGCAGGCAAGACUAAACACGCCGAUAGCCUUUUAUUAAUUUGUCUGUAACCCUCUCUGACACGUAAACUUUACUUUUCUUUUUAUUGCUUCGAUGCCGAUGCAUUUCUGAGCUUGACAGAUCUAGAGAUGUCUAAGUCAAGUGAAAGAGGGAGAGUUGUUUGCCAGAGCGCCCAAAGCCAAAAGAUGCUUUCAGCUGAUGCAUUUCCAGUUCAUAUACCUCCUGAUCAUUUGGAAAAAUUCCCCAAAUUCGGUGAGCUGGUCUCACAGCUCAAGAGCCGAUUGUCACAAGACGGAACCAGCCUACCCCUUCAAAAAAGUCUAGAUCAGGCUAGACACAACUUGAGUCAAGCUCGGAACACCUGGCUGAUGAACCACCUUGUGCACAGUGAGCUGUCAGAACUUUUGGCUGAACUGGAGGUCAGAGGUCAAGAUGGUGGGCUGUCUUUGAGUGAGAAGCAGUUUAAAGACAUACUGGCACGGGUGUUGGCCUACGGUGAGUUAGAGAACUACCUGAACUUCCAGCCGGACCCCACCAGUCGCUCGACACUUUUUGGCCUCUCUGCUCAGGACAUUGCACGACACAACCCUGUGGCGCAACAUGUGCCAGCCGUACAGCAAACGGCUCUGCCCAUGAUAGAAGACAGACUGCGACAGAAGUGUGAGAAGCUCUACAACUUUUACAUUGGAGACACAGAUGUGGAAAGUAGGUCAGAGCAGUUGAUGAUUGCGAAGUCUCGAUCGUUGCCUGCAGUCGUGGAGCAAAAACUACAGGAACUAGAGCAAUGUAAGGAUUCCCUGGCCCAGGAUCGCCUCAGCCGAGAGAAACAGUUUUGGCUGUACUAUCAGAAACUACUGGAGGGUUUAUCUUUAAUGGAACGAAUGCUGAGAGAGCACAAAUUAACGUCUCAAGCAGAGGUCGAUGUGGUGACUGCUGGUUGGCUCGAGGCUCAAUGUGAUGCUUUUUGUUUAAAAUUCCGACUAACAAAGAUGCAGAUUCUCUGCGAGACGUAUGAUACUGAGACCCUGAAAGCACUGAAAAAGAUCAGCGGCCACUUGGACAAAGCUCUGAAACAGACACAGCAGGAGCUGGCGGCCACUCAGCACAGCCUGCAGGGCUACCAGGCCAUAGGGGAAGAGUUCAAGUCUCUGGUGGCAGAGUUCACACAGCUCCAGAAGGAGGUGGACUCUCGACGCUGGGGCCUGCAGCAGCUGGGGGUGUGGGGUGGAGCUCAGGGUCAGGGUCAAGGUCAGGGUCAAGAAGGCAGCUCUUCGCCUUCGUAGAUCUGUGCCUUGGCUGUGGAUGAGGGUGUGUGGUGCAGGGUCAGACUUGGGGUCAGGUUCAAGGUGGCGACCUUCGUAGAUCUAUGCCUUGACUGUGGAUGAGGGUGUGUGGUGCGUGGGGUGGAGGUCAGGAUCAGAGUCAAGGUUGAACUCAGGGUCAAGGUGGCAGUUCUUCUCUGCCCUCGUAGGUGCCUUGGCUGUGGAUGAGGGUGUGUGGUGCGGGGUCAGGCUUGGGGUCAGGGCAAAGAACUCAGGUUCAAGGUGGCGACCUUUUACCUUACUGUGAAUGAGGGUGUUUGGAGGGCACUACUGGUAUGUCCUACUUCUUGGCUUUCCCGCUUUUGUUUUUUUUUGGGUCUGUUUUACAUUUUCCCUGAAGCUAAAUGACCAUUAUUGUGUCUAUGUGCAGCUCUUUAUAGAAACAAGAGAACAAAUUUUGAAUAAGGGUGGCUCUGUCUGUGAGGAGGGAUCACAGGGCGGUAGUGGUAACUCGUUGAUGUUUGAGCUGAAAGGAGAAGUGAACUUUUGUGGGAGGUUGGAGGGCGCCAGUGGUAGAUCCUGCUUCAUAACUUUCCCUCUGUUGUUUCUGUCUGUCUGUCUGUCUGUCUGUCUUACUUUAUCCCAGCACUAAAUGCCCAUUACUGUGUGGGUGUGCUUCCCUUUACACAAUCAAGCGAGAUUGUGGGAGAGAAGUAUUUGUCUGCUCGUAUUAGUUGGUGGGUGCUCUGGAGUGGUUUGCUCCUUCUUUCCUAUAAAAAAUCUAUCAUCCUUAUCUC